AUGGUAUGGUGUGUUGAAACGGAAAAAUAUCUGGAGUUCAAGAAAGAAAGAGUAUGCACGUUCCUUGCCCGAAAUAACAUUGGGAUACCCACGCAUGUAAUACAGAAGAUUCAGCUAAAGAAGGGCUCAUAUGUCUCCGACGAGAUCCUGCAUCUCAGCUCACAGCUUGACCCAGAGAUAGGAUGCAAGUACAUUCUAACUCGGCCAGAGUGCACUCUCUAUAUAUACAUUAACUUGUAUGCCCAGUCCUUUCUCAAGAGCGAGAAAAGAAAGAUAGUCUUUCUAGCUGCAAACAAUCUAUCUGUGCACCAUGUUCUCAAGUCCUUGGAAAAAUACUUUCCUGCCUUUCCGUACUUUAGCGAGUUUGCUCUGUACUACCGUGUUCGGACCCCAGAAUCGACCUUUCUGAAGAAGGCAGAGAUGCACGAAAGUGCCUCAGAUGUAGGCCCAGUGCUCUACCUCCAGCCUUCACACCCGCUGAACCUCUCGCGAAAGUUCCCUGCGCUGUUCUCAAGCGAGUUUUACCAGCUGAAGGCUAUAAACAGCAGCACGGUGUUUGCAAAAAAGUACAUUGUAGGGGUUUUCGGGCACUUUCUGUUCGCGUACAAAAAAGGCACAGACGGCACCCUGGGGUAUACCCUGGAGAUAACAAGUGAUCUUGUAUCGUAUAAGCAGACUGUGGGAACAAAGGUUUUUGCAGUGAUUGAGCAUAACGGAACGCGGUGGUCGCUCUAUAAUAAAAGCACAGAAGCUGUGGAGAGCCUUCUGUACUGUGUUAGCCAUGCUCCACGAAGUCUUCCCAGAGACACAGACAUAGACACAGAAAUAGAUGAAGACUGGGGACAGAAGUGCGAUGCUGUACGAGAGAUUGUCUCCUACAAUAUCUCAUCAUCCUCCUUUCCGCAGGCAGCUGUGCUCUUCCCGCAGAGCAUUCCCAGAAUAAAGGAUGAAGUGACAGAAAGUCAGUCGCCCCAGGCUCUUGUGCAGAAGCUGCAGUCACACAUACAAAGAAGUAUAUGGGAUAAUGUGAACAUCGAGUUUUUGGUCUAUUUAUUGAAUAUGCAGGGCCUGCCACUUGCCUUAGAAAUACACGAAGAAAUACGGGAGUACUCCAUGCACAGAAAGCGCAUUCUGAAAAAAAUCAAAGAGAUUGAGAAGUCUCUGUGA
This is a messenger RNA of Nematocida ausubeli, 1167 nucleotides long. RefSeq lists its product as uncharacterized. The transcript has a single exon. Bases 1 to 1167 code for a protein of 388 amino acids. NCBI's taxonomy places the organism in Eukaryota, Fungi, Microsporidia. The record is from RefSeq and is a predicted model, not a curated record.